Messenger RNA from Caenorhabditis auriculariae, 1445 nucleotides. The record is from the annotation of a GenBank genome assembly. Lineage: Eukaryota; Metazoa; Nematoda; Chromadorea; Rhabditida; Rhabditidae.
AUGCUGAAGCUCGGGUACAUCAUCCUCUUCCUCGCACUGCUCAAUGGAGCUGCUCCAGCUCCUUUUCAACAGUACGAGGUCGUCCGAAAGCCGGGAACGGUCACAGAACGACUGGAGAGGCCGUUCCUAGCCAGAGUGAAGAGAUCGAUGCCGAUUGGAAGGAAGCCCGGCGAGUGGGAGCCCGAGAGACUUCUGGUGCUGAUCAACAAUAUCAAGCAGUUCGGAAGCCUGGAACCGUCGUGGAGAGGUACCAAACACCGGUUUUAGCCAGAGUUAAGAGGUCGAUGAUGAGAAAGCCGGCUGAGAUCGAGCACGAGAGGCUCCAGCACACCGCCAAAGUCAAAAGGUCUGCUCCUGAAAGGGAAAUCGUUCCUGUCGUCGAAUCCGGAUCGGAAGCCGCACUCAUAGCCGAGCGGAAAGAUCCCAUGAAGCCGGUCAUCCUCGUUGAUAAUGUCCCUACUCCAAAAUCCGCGCCCAAACCUUCUGAAGAGCCACCCAAAGUAGAGCACAAGCCGGCCGAAGAAACGACGACUCCAGAAAUCCAGCACAAACCUGCCGAGGAACCAGCCAAGCCAACGUCCAGCCCUACAGCCAAGGCCGAACCCAAGCCUAUUGAUGAUUCCCUGAGACCUGCUGCGCAAAAUUAUGCCGAAGGAAAGCCGGUUGAAGAUUCUCCGCGACCUGCUUCUGCCGUUGUUUCUCCUGUUUCCGAUGCGGGACAGAAGCCGAUUGAUGAUUCCCUGAGACCUACUGGACCAGCUCCACCAGCUCCAGCUCAAGACAAGCCUCUUGAUGACUCCCUGAGACCUGCUUCUGCCCUGGAUUCUGCCGUUUCCGGUGCAGGACCUAAGGCUAUUGAUGAUUCUCUGAGACCUGCUGGACCACCUUCACCAGCUCCAGCUCAAGACAAGCCAAUUAUAGGCUCCCUGAGACCUCCCAAGCCUGACCAAGUCAAUGCUCCGAAGCCUCACGAUGACUCCCUGAGACCUGUCAAGUCCCGAUUUUCCAAGUUCCCCUGAACGAAGAUGAGGUCCCGAGCUUGCACUUGGGCCACAAGCCUGCCGGACCGCACUUGAAGACCCCAGAACUAGAGCCCAAGUCUGCGACCGACGAACCCGUCAAGAUGCUCAAGACGAGGUCUCCAGAAGACCACGUCGAAGUGGUCCGCCUCGAGCAGAAGACCUCCCCAAAACUGAAGAUUCACUCCAAAGCCGACGACGAGGAAUUCGUGCAAAUUUUCUUCCCAACGACGAAGAAGGCUCCCGAAUUCCGGCACGAGAUCUUCAUUCCGACGACGUCUUUCUGAGGCCAAUCAUUGGUGGACGACGCGUUCUUUCGACCUCGUCACGACGACGACGGAGCCGCCGUUCUACGACAAGCCGUUCAGCUUCCUCAGGGACGCCUUCCACAGUUUGUCGGACCGGAUCGGGUCGGCUUUUUCGUGA